AGGGUGGUCCCCAGGAAAGGGGGAGGUUCCCUGCCCCACCCAAGGGAGGGUGGAGCUGAGCAGGAAGAGGAGAAGCUGCAGAAGAGACGGAGGAAGGAAGCAGGAUGGAGAAGGAGACCUGGAGGAGGCACAUGGAGCCUAGAGACACGUCUGCCAUUUUCAUUAACAAUACCAAGGAUAUUAAGGAUAUUUGCUACUUAAUAAUUUCCAGUUCAGAAGACACAAUGAUUUUAGAGCAGAUGUCACAGUUAAUUUUGAAUGAAAUGCUGGGAGCUGAAUAUUCCAGUUUAUUCAAUGAUUUUGUCGAAUCUGAAUUUUUCCUGGUUGAUGGCGAUGCAUUACUUAUCUCAUGCAUAUGUGAUAAAUCAUUAAAACCGGGACAGGAACUGCACUUCUUCUAUCUGGUUGAACACUACCUUGUGGAUCUUACUAGAAAAGGAGGACAAUUUGCUAUAGUUUUUUUCCAGGAUGCUGAGUUUGCAUAUUUCAGUGUCCCUGAACUUCUUUCUUUGAGAACUGCUUUAAUUCUACAUCUUCAGCAUAAUACCAAUAUUGAUAUACGAACAGAAUUUUCUGGAUGCUUGUCACAAGAGUGGAAAAUUUUCUUGGAAGAGAGUUGCCCAUAUUUUGUGAUAGUUGCAGAUGUAGGUCUGAACCAACUACAAACACACCUUUUCAACUUUUUAAUCAUUCAUUCUUGGUCAAUGAAGAUCAAUGCUGUGCUUUCCUAUGGACAAGAAUCUGAUAUUCUUCGUCUUUAUGCAUACCUUAUGCCAAGCCUGCAUAGAAACCAGAUAUUUUACAAGGAGAAGAAAAUGGUGAUUGAAAAUGCUUAUCAUGCCCUGAUUAAACAAAUGAAGCACCGUAGAGUUUCAGCAUUAGAAUGCCUUUCUGGAAGUUUGAAAUGGGAAAAUAUGAUGGAAAAGGCCUGUGAAACUAUGUCUCUGCUUGAUCAACUCUGGCCUGAAGGAUCUGAUAUUCGGCGUGUUCUUUGCGCUACUGCUUGCUCCUUGUCUUUGGAAAUGUACCAGCAGUCUUUAGAAAACAAAAAGGAGACUGACUCUGAUCAGAAAAUUGACAUCACACAGGUGGAAAGUAAUUGUGUGUCCCUGCAAGAUAUGGAAGAUUUGUGUAAACUGCAUUGUCUCAGUGUGGUUCUUUUAAUCCACUUGCCUCUUUCUCAAAGAGCUUGUUCUAGAGUCAUCACUUCCCACUGGAAUAAGGACAUUCGCAUUUUCUUAAAAAUGAAAAAGUGGUGUGAAUAUUUCAUCCUGACUAAUAUAAACAAAUCAAAAUCAUGGGAUCUGAAUUUAACUCACCUUUCUGACUUAAGUGAUGACCUUUUGUUGAAGAAUAUUGCUUUUUAUUAUGAAGAUGAAAGUGUUCAAGGCCUGAAUUUGAAUUUGGGUCGUGCCAUUAUGAAUGACUAUGAACAUCUCUGGAGCACUGUAUCAAAAUUGGUCACUAAGUUUGAUGUUGGAAAGCCAUUUCCUCUAAGAACAACACAACUUCCUUUCCUUAAAAAGAAACCAUCACCAGUCAAAGAUACCUCCAUGGAAAAGAUUCCUAAUUUAGGCUUCAUUCCAAUGUCCUGUGAGGUGGUUGAUGAAUUUGUUGGAGACAUUUUGAAAGACUUGCCUUUCCUAAAGAGUGAUGAUCCUAUUGUAACAUCACUGGUUAAACAAAAGGAAUUUGAUGAACUUGUACACUGGCAUUCUCACAGACCCCUUAGUGACCAUUAUGAGAGGACCAAGUGUAAUUUUGAAGAAAAAUCUGGAAAUUCUUAUGCUAUGAAAUCCUACCAAAAAUACCAUGCUUAUCAACGAUUUUAUGGAAGUUCAUUAGAAUCAGUUAUCAAAAUUAUUGUAACCCAGGCUGUCAAGACAAAGAAUUUCAGUGAACAGAAGAGUAAAAAGACAAAUGAGACCAAGGCUGAUAUAAUUAUUAGAGAGAAUAAGAAGAAGUUACUUGCCAAGGAAGAACAAAAAGAACAGCAAAAAUGGAAAGUUCUGUCACUUUCUAUUGAUGAGGAGUUGAAAGAGGAUUUAAAUUCUGGAACAAAGAAUCUGGAAGAUUUUUUGAAGUCAUGUAAAAGUACCUCAGUGAAAUUUAAAGUAGAAAUGGUAGGAUUAACUGCCUGCUUGAAAGCAUGGAAGGAACAUUGUCAAGGCGAAGGUAAAACAAGAAAAGAUUUAAAUAUAGCUGUUCAAAUGAUGAAAAGGAUCCAUUCUUUGAUGAAAAAAUACCCAGAAUUUCUGGAAGAGUCAGAUCAGCAAUUUAUAGCUAAAUGUCUUAUGUAUUUAGGAUUUGAAGAGUUGGCAAGUUCUUUAUCUCCAACUCAGGUUGCAGGUGAUGACAUACAGAAGAAAAGGAAUAAGUAUUCCCUUCACAUCGGACCAGCUCGGUUUCAGUUACAACACAUGGGUCGUCAUUUGAUACGAGAAGAGAGAAAAGAUCCAGACCACAGAGUUCAGGACUUUAUUCCUGACACAUGGCAGCGAGAGCUUCUUGAUGUUGUGGAUAAUAAUGAGUCAGCGGUGAUUGUUGCCCCCACAUCCUCAGGAAAAACCUAUGCUUCCUACUACUGCAUGGAAAAGGUGUUGAAAGAAAGCAAUGAAGGUGUGGUUGUGUAUGUUGCACCGACAAAGGCCCUUGUUAACCAAGUGUCAGCAACAGUUCAAAAUCGAUUUACCAAAACUCUACCUAAUGGUGAAGCUCUGUGUGGUGUCUUUACAAGGGAGUAUCGUCAUGACGCUCUAAACUCUCAGGUACUUGUUACAGUUCCUGCCUGCUUGGAAAUUCUGCUGUUGAGUCCUCAUCGCCAAGCAUGGGUGAAAAGGAUCAGAUAUGUUAUAUUUGAUGAGGUCCAUUGCCUUGGUGGAGAAAUUGGAGCAGAAGUCUGGGAGCAUCUCCUAGUCAUGAUCCGAUGUCCCUUUUUGGCUCUUUCGGCCACCAUCAGCAACCCCGAACAUCUCACUCAGUGGCUCCAAUCAGUAAAAUGGUACUGGAAAGAAGCAGACAACACAAUGAGGAAAAAUAUCGCUCCUAAAAGAAUUGCUGGCUCUUGCGCCAGUUCCUACAAAGACAACUUGGAAAUAAAGCAGUCAUACAAAGUUAGACUUGUGCUUUACGGAGAGAGAUACAAUGAUUUAGAGAAAUACGUAUGUUCAGUAGAACAUAAUGACAUUGGCUUUAAACAUUACCACCCAUGUGCUGCAUUAACAACAGAUCAUAUCGAAAAGUAUGGAUUCCCUUCUGAUCUUGCUCUUUCACCUCGAGAAAGCAUACAGCUUUAUGACACUAUGUUGAAAUCCUGGGAAAGUUGGCCCAGAGCCCAGGAAUUGUGUCCAGAGAAUUUCAUUCAUUUUAAGAAUAAAAUAGUCAUUAAAAAGUUGGAUGCUAGAAAAUAUGAAGAGACUUUAAAGGCAGAAUUAACAAAUUGGAUUAAAAAUGGCAAUGCAGAAGAGGCCAAAAUGGUCUUGAGGAGACUUAAACCUGAUGGAAUUUCAAGUUCAGGAAACAUGUUAACAAUGUUUCCACUUCUUGUUGAAAAGCUAAGGAAAAUGGGGAAGUUGCCUGCACUAUUUUUUUUAUUCAAGUUAGGAGCUGUAGAAAAAUGUGCUCAAGAUGCAUGCCUUUACCUGCAGCAAAAGCAAGAGCAAAAAAGGCCUCCCAAAGCAGAUAAAGAAGCCCAUGACAUUAGUAACAAACUUCGGAAAGUUAAAAAAUCUAUUGAGAAACAAAAGGUGAUAGAGGAAAAAAGCCAGAAAAAGCCCAGAAAUACAGAUCAAAGCCUAGUACAUGAAGCUGAAUACAGCAGUCUACUCAAGAGUCUAGAGAAGAACCUAGGAAUCCCUCUGGACUGCACAUUUGCUGAUCCAAAAGCAAUAGACGAUGAGUCUUUGCAGAUGGUGUUCAAUCGAGUCCGUUCUUCAAGAAAAGGUGAAGAACUCAAGACUUUGGCAAUGAGGGGCAUUGGAUAUCAUCACAGGGCUAUGAGUAACAAAGAAAAACAGUUAGUGGAGAUUCUCUUUAGGAAAGGAUUUAUUAGGGUGGUAACAGCUACUGGGACUCUUGCUUUAGGAAUCAACAUGCCUUGUAAAUCUGUGGUUUUUGCUCAAAACUCAGUCUAUUUGGAUGCUUUAAAUUACAGACAGAUGUCUGGACGUGCUGGAAGACGGGGCCAAGACCUGCUGGGAGAUGUAUAUUUCUUUGAUAUCCCAAUGCCGAAAAUAGGGAAACUCAUAAAAUCCAAAGUCCCUGAGCUGAGAGGGCAGUUCCCUUUCAGCAUAACCUUGGUGCUGAGACUCAUGCUGCUGGCUUCCAAGGGAGAUGACCCAGGGGACGCCAAGGCAAAGGUGCUGUCAGUGCUAAAGCACUCACUGCUGUCCUUCAAAAAGCCCAGGGCUGUGGAAAUGUUAAAGCUUUACUUUUUGUUUUCUUUGCAGUUCCUGAUAAAAGAGGGCUAUUUAGAUCAAGAAGGUCAUCCAACAGGGUUUGCGGGACUCGUAUCACAUUUGCAUUAUCACGAGCCUUCUAAUUUUGCUUUUGUCCAUUUUCUUGUAAGAGGCCUUUUCCAUGAUCUCUGUCAGCCAACCAGAAAAGGAUCAAAAUGUUUUUCUCAAGAUGUUAUGGAAAAGCUGUUGUUGGUAUUGGCACAUCUGUUUGGAAGAAGGUAUUUUCCAGCAAAUUUCCAAGAAGCUAAUAUCAAGUUUCAUCAAUCAAAGGUGUUCCUGGAAGACCUUCCUGAGGAUUUUGAUGCUGCUUUACGAGAGUAUAACAAGAACAUUUCAGAGGAUUUUGCCUCUUUCCUACGAAUUGUUUCCAAAUUGGCUGAUAUGAAACAGGAGUAUCAACUCCCAUUGUCGAAAAUAGAUUUCACAGGGGAAAAAUGUGAAGACUCCCAACUUGCAUCUCACCUGAUGAACUGCAAGGAAGGAAGAGUAGCUGUUUCUCCAUUUUUUUGUCUCUCGGGGAACUCUGAUAGUGAUUUGCUUCAACCAGGAACUCCAAACCAUGCCAUUGUGGACACAAUCAAUAUCAAUCAUAAUCAGGCUCCUAUGCUGAGUUCAAAGAAAUAUGAUUGCCAAGGAAGAAGAAUGCCUCUUAAUGCUUAUGCACUGGAUUUCUAUAGACAUGGUUCCCUGACAGGAUUAGUCCAGGACAACAGGAUGAAUGAAGGAGAAGCCUAUAACAUGUUGAAAGAUUUUGCACUCACCAUUAAAAGUAUCAGUGUUUCCUUGAGAGAGCUGUGUGAAAAUGAAGAAGACAAUGUGGUCUUAGCAUUUGAACAGCUGAGUGAAACCUUUUUUAAUAAAUUUAGUGUUGUCUAAAAACAAACAUCGGGCCUCCCUGGUGGCACAAAGGGUUAAGAUGCAACCGAUGAAGCGAUCCACAGCCUCUGCAGCAUGAUUUCGAUCCCCGGCCAGGGAGCUACCCACAUGGCACAGCAGACCUCUCCUGACUCACCCGUUGCUCCCCUCAGCAGUGUAUUUCAAUCAUCUGCCUGUUCUGUUCCCCAUCCUGUCUCUGGUGAAUCCUCACUCCUCACACCUCUGGCCUGUACCCCAGCUCUUGUAUGCAUAAGUAAAUAAAUC
Molecule: messenger RNA, 5597 nt
Organism: Talpa occidentalis (Iberian mole)
Lineage: Eukaryota; Metazoa; Chordata; Mammalia; Eulipotyphla; Talpidae
Product: probable ATP-dependent RNA helicase DDX60
Biological process (GO): defense response to virus
Cellular component (GO): cytoplasm
Molecular function (GO): ATP binding; single-stranded RNA binding; double-stranded RNA binding
Source: RefSeq, a predicted model, not a curated record